UACGCCAAUCAACUCAAAGAAAAAGAGACGAAGAGUGUGGCUGAAAAGUGAGACAAGCCACACGAUUAGCAGGAGAAUUUCAUGCCAGUGGGAAGAUAUUUAUCCACUUGUUUGAUCACAGAAGAUGUCUUCACUCCUCAAGGUGGACAGGGAAAUUAAAACCAAGGUUGAUGCUUUCAGGGAACGUAUCACAGCAGAAGCAGAGGAUUUAGUGGCAACCUUUUUCCCCAAAAAGUUACUGGAACUUGAUCACUUCCUCAAGGACCCCUGCAUAAACAUUGUUGAUCUGAAAGAGAUUCACUCAGAGAUCAACCUCACCGUCCCGGACCCCAUCUUGCUUUCAAACCUCCAUGACGGAUUGGAAGGGCAAAAUGCUAAGAAGAGAAAGUUGGAAGAUGGAAGUGGAGAAGACAAAGUCACCGGCACUAAGGUCUUCGUCAUGCCGGGUGGGAUGAUGAAGUGUAAUGAGAACCUUGUUGAGCUCAUUGAAAAGGUCAAGCCAGAGAUCAGGACGCUCAUAGAGAAAUGCAACACAGUGAAAAUGUGGGUUCAGCUCCUCAUUCCCAGGAUAGAGGAUGGAAACAACUUUGGGGUUUCCAUCCAGGAGGAGACGGUUGCUGAACUGAGAACAGUUGAAGGAGAGGCGGCCUCUUAUCUCGACCAGAUAUCGAGAUAUUACAUCACAAGAGCAAAGCUGGUUUCUAAAAUAGCCAAAUAUCCUCACGUGGAGGACUAUCGGCGCACAGUCACAGAAAUUGAUGAGAAGGAGUACAUCAGUCUGAAGAUCAUAGUGUCAGAGCUCCGAAAUCAAUACGUAACGUUACACGACAUGAUCCUAAAGAACAUAGAGAAAAUCAAGAGGCCUCGAAGCAGUAACGCUGACGCAUUGUACUGAUCAUCGAGCCAAAUCAGCUGCACCCCUGGUUCCCCUUUGGUAUCUGUUCGUCUGCAGGACUACAGCGACACAUUCUUCAACUUCAAUACAAUCAACCCAGCCCUCCAUGAAUUCAUAGCUACAUAAAUGGACUUAAGCUCUUAUUAUUAUUUUUUCUUUCAUUGUAAGUUGUUUUUUGCUUGUUUUAAACCCUUAAAAAAAAAUCCCUCAGUAAAUGAGGAAACGAAUCGUAUAGCGAUGUGUGUUUUUCAAUUUUAAUUAAACAUUUUGUCCUCGGA
Molecule: messenger RNA, 1173 nt
Organism: Cyprinodon tularosa
Lineage: Eukaryota; Metazoa; Chordata; Actinopteri; Cyprinodontiformes; Cyprinodontidae
Gene: psme3
Product: proteasome activator subunit 3
Exons: 10
Coding region: 125-895 (256 amino acids)
Biological process (GO): regulation of G1/S transition of mitotic cell cycle; positive regulation of endopeptidase activity; regulation of proteasomal protein catabolic process
Cellular component (GO): proteasome activator complex; cytoplasm; nucleoplasm
Molecular function (GO): endopeptidase activator activity
Source: RefSeq, a predicted model, not a curated record